AUGAAGGACCGAGCUCGACUGUUCAAAUCCUCUCCCAUGACUGCUCAUCCUUCAGCGGCCCAAGCCUUCAACAUCAACGAGCCUAGACCAUCAUCUAUAUCGACUACAUCCCAGACACAUGUUACCACAUCUCUCAAGCACCACCUACCGCAGAUUCACAGCCUACUCCUUCCCAACCGAACCCCUACUGCGAGGCCGGAAGCUAUCCCAUCAGAGCUACGCUUGCCCUCUCUGACACCACCUCGAGCAAUACCCGACUCGGGAGCUGGUCUCUGCUAUGCCAACACUAGUCAUCUCCAGAAGCUCGCUAAUGCCGACCCCAAGAUCGAAAUAAUAUGGCAGGACCCCACCCCCCAAGAUAGGAGUCCAGGCUGCGCUAAUGGGUCGAGGAUCAACAUCGAUAAGAUCGCUAUUCUGACUGUCUACUCCCCCAAGCGCAAGAUCGGAACCAAGCGUCUGAGAGUUCACUGUGCAAGUCAACUGGUCCCAGAAUUCAUCCUGGGUGUAUCGGAACGUCCAGGAGGGUACUCUACCGAGGUGACAGGUCCCUAUGAAAUCGUCGGCCCCGCUGGUCUUAAUCAUUACGCUGUGAAGGGUUCAGACGAUCGUCUCCCACUACAUCAACUCCGCCCACUUCACUUGGAUGCUUCUAUCAGACGUGGCCUUCCAUUCCAAGUUGAACACGUUGGAUCUAUUAUCAACGAGAACAAGCUGAUCAUCAUCCCGCGGCCUAACCUUCAAUCUGGGGAUACCGUUCUCUACGAGAUUAAGGAAUCCGACCAGUCCUACUUCUACGAUUGUGCUACGGUGGUCACCAAUAACCUCACGGCGGCAACGUUGAAAGUCCACCUCAUGAAGGUCGACGCAUCUGGUCGCUGGUACCCAUCUAACGAGGAGAAGACAAUCCCCUAUCGCACUCUCGUUGCCACUGGCUUCACCCUGACUCAGCAGGGUCGAGUACCAGUCAAGAUACUGCGGAUGCUAUCCAUAGCCAGUGUCAACGAAAGGGAGGGAUGA
Messenger RNA from Perkinsus marinus ATCC 50983, 1017 nucleotides. RefSeq lists its product as hypothetical. The transcript has 3 exons. The coding region runs from base 1 to 1017 and encodes 338 amino acids. Lineage: Eukaryota; Perkinsozoa; Perkinsida; Perkinsidae. The record is from RefSeq and is a predicted model, not a curated record.